Molecule: messenger RNA, 753 nt
Organism: Plasmodium vinckei vinckei
Lineage: Eukaryota; Apicomplexa; Aconoidasida; Haemosporida; Plasmodiidae
Product: conserved Plasmodium protein, unknown function
Exons: 3
Coding region: 1-753 (250 amino acids)
Source: RefSeq, a predicted model, not a curated record
AUGGCUACUAAUCAAAAUACAGCGAUGUUUAGCAGUGACCUGCAGACAUUCAUCGUCACAAAAUAUGACCCGUUACUAACAAUUGUGAAAGAAUUAAAUGAUAAAUUACAAAAUUCGGAAAAAGACAAAUACAGACUAGAGAAAAGGAUAACAAAAUUAGAAAAACAAAUGGUAAUUUUACUAGACAAAUUAGAAGUAACAGAUAUAACAUUUGACAAUAAUGAUAUACCAGAAAAAAAAACAAAAAUAAAUUAUAAAAUUGAAAAUGAAGAAAAUUUAUUAGCUCCAUGGCUUUUCUCUUGUCAAUUAGGAACUCCAUUAUCUUCUCUACAAGUACUUCUUGAAUUUUCUGUACAAACUACAAUAGAAUUAAAUGUAAAAUUAUGGAAAAGGGAAGAAGAUAUGUGGGUUAACUUUUUAGAAGCCAUAUCAACAAAAUCUAAAAAUUAUUUACCGGAAACAUUAGAUUUACUAGAUUUAAGAAAGUCAACAAGAAAAUGUUUAUUAAACUUAUGUACAAAUGAAAAUCUAAUUGUAUUAAGAAAUGUUCCAGGGAAAGCACAAGCAGUAUAUAAUACAACAACCAUGACACUAGUAGCAAUUCUAGCGUCAGCUAUAUAUGAGGCAUGGAAAAGAAUUGAAUUAACAGAUCCUGUCUCAUUAGGAAGGAUAGUACUUGUAUUAGACGGGGAAGACGUUGGGUCUAGAUUAAGAGCAGGAAACAAAAAAUUAAAAAUCGAACCCUUAAAUUAA